Ornithodoros turicata is the source of this 2593-nucleotide messenger RNA. Its product is annotated as disintegrin and metalloproteinase domain-containing protein 10-like. Gene Ontology annotation, molecular function: metalloendopeptidase activity. NCBI's taxonomy places the organism in Eukaryota, Metazoa, Arthropoda, Arachnida, Ixodida, Argasidae. Gene Ontology annotation, biological process: Notch signaling pathway; membrane protein ectodomain proteolysis. Bases 161 to 2503 code for a protein of 780 amino acids. The transcript is spliced from 14 exons. The record is from RefSeq and is a predicted model, not a curated record. Gene Ontology annotation, cellular component: plasma membrane.
GUGACGACGACGUCAGAUCGUGCCAGCCAUAGUGCCAGUCAUCGCUCUUAGUGGCUAACGGCCAUUGCUCUGGGCUGAGCUGGAAGAAGAAGAUGAUUUGUCGGAUCGCAAGCAAGGCUUGUGCUGGCGAAGGUGGUCCUUCUUUUGCGUCACAGCGAAUAUGAAGACAGAUAUACUAUCAGUGUGUAUCUUUGUGAUCAGCAUUCUACGUCCUGCAUGCGAAGGGCGCAGGCUCAAUAUCUUCGUUCGCCACUUUGAACCAUUAUCAUAUUCCCGUCUCGCCAUCCACGCUAGCCACAUCAGGACCAAGCGGUCCCCUUCGAGCAACAAGCGUAUUUACGUCCGUAUCCGAGGUUACAACAGGAACUUCCACCUUGUUCUGACGCCCGAUGCAUCAGUGUUCCACAAGGAAAUUGUUAUGGAAACUGAAAGCGGCGUUGUUCCCCUUGAUGUCAGCCACAUUUAUCACGGACACAUCAUCGGAGACCCCAGAAGCCGCGUCUACGGGGCUCUACACACCGGCGUAUUUGAGGGAAGCAUCGAGACCGCGAAUGGCAGCUUCUACUUGGAGUCGGCUCGAAAGUUUCUGGGCCGUCCAACGUCCUUUCAUUCCGUCAUGUACUCGGAUAAGGACGUGAAAUUUCCAACGAAUAGAGAGAAAGGGCUAAUUUGCGGUCUUCGUGGACGUACCGAAGAAUGGAUGAACAGGGUUCUCAAACAAUACAGUAGCCCGGACAACGAUGCGAAACUGGGGGACUCCAGCGAUCACUAUCUCUGGCACAGGCGCCAUCUCCUGUCUGAGAGCAACAAGGACCAGAGGCAAGGAGGGGAGAAAAACGCUACGGGGAGGGCUGCGGACGUCUCGAGACGUGUGUGCAACCUUGAGAUCAACAUCGACCAUCAGUUGUACGAGAAGAUUGCCGAAGGGCAUAAUGAUCGAGCCCGAGCACGUGAACAAAUUUCCUCCCUAAUAGCGGCACAUCUCGAUAGAAUAAAUAAGAUAUACCCUAAGACAGAUUUUAAGGGAAUCGAAGAUAUUAGCUUCAUCGUACAACGUAUAAAGAUCAAUGACUCGUCCAAUUGCGUUGGACUAAUAGGAGCGUCGAAUCCGUUUUGUUCAACUGCCAUAGACUCUGCGUACAUGCUGCACUUGGCGUCGCUUACAAACCACGAUGAUUUCUGCCUAUCCUACGUUUGGACUUACAGGGAUUUUAGUGAUGGCGUGCUCGGAUUGGCCUGGAUUGCUAGAACGCAAUUCGGCAGUGGGGGCAUUUGCGAAAAGUACAAGGUAGCUGUCGACAUGGACCCAGGAAUCGACGACUUCAAGCAAAACAAGUUGAGCCUGAAUACCGGAAUUCUGACUUUUCUUAAUUUCAACUCUUACGUGCCCCAAAUGGUAACCGAGCUUACAUUUGCUCACGAAAUCGGGCACAACUUUGGGUCACCGCACGACGACGGAUACAUAUGUGCACCGGGUUAUCCGGAUGGGAACUACAUCAUGUUCGCAUCGGCCAAUAGGGGUGACCUGAAAAACAAUCGUCAUUUCUCAGAAUGCAGCAUCGGCAACAUAUCUACCAUCGUUGUGCCGUUGUUUGAAGGACAGAGUGCACGUAUGAACUGCUUUCAAAAGAGCUCCGGUCCAAUAUGUGGGAACACAAUAACAGAAAGCGGAGAGCAGUGUGACUGUGGUGUGGACGAGACCGAAUGCAAGGAAAAAUGCUGCUUUGCACGGCACAAUGUCGAGGCGAAACCUGGCUGCACAUUGCGAAGCGGGAUGCAAUGCAGUCCAAGCGCUGGUCCCUGUUGCUCUAGAGACUGCAAGUUCUUGCCUCGCAAAAUAGUGUGCCAGAAGGAAGCGGACUGCACUCAUGCUGUUACUUGCGAUGGCAUCGAAGCUGUUUGCCCAAAGCAGAAACCGAAGCGGAACAUGACAUUGUGUAAUAACAGAACUCAGGUGUGCAUGGGCGGAGAAUGUGUUGGAUCUGUAUGCUCGGCGCAUGGGUUAGAAGGCUGUACUCUCUCUCCCGACGCCUUUUCACCAGACGAACUCUGCCUAAUCGCCUGCAAGAAUGCGAAACGUGAAUGCCGCCCGGCAUGUGACUUCAAAGAAAUGAGAGUACAGUGCGGAAAACACCUCAUGCCUGGUACUCCUUGCAACGACCUGAAGGGAUACUGUGACGUAUUUCAUCAUUGUCGUCCGAUCGACUCCGAAGGUGCCCUUUCCAAACUGAACGACUUACUCUUCGGCACUGGUUCCCUAAAGAGCGUGACAAGCUUCCUAACGAAACACAUCUUCAUAACGUUCCUGCUUCUCAUGGGCCUAACGUGGAUAUUCAUAUUAUGUUUCCGCUAUUGCGCCGUGCAUACACCUAGCAGCAACCCGAAAAAGAAACCCGUCGUGACACUCAAGUCGACGCUCAAACGACCUCUGGCUUUCGGUUCGACAGCUAGAGCCGGACCUGGGGAGCCUGUAUUGGUGACGGGGGAUAGCUCUGGUACUUGAAGCGUAAAUAGACAAUGUUCGGCUCGCACUGCGACUGUGGUGAACACAUGCUGCUGUGCCCGUCUCGUAUUAAAGUAGUGAGACUUAUCA